AUGACUCGAGAGUCACGUGACCGGCGAUCUAAUGGAGUUUGGUCACCGCAAGCAGAGAACGGAGCGACGGCCUCCUCAAUCGAUGCCGCUGUGUCUUCACCUCUUGCAGCCGAAUCAAUGCUUCUAAUUAUUAUUGUCGAGGUGAAGCCCCAACACGAGAAGAACGAGCUGACCGUAGCUAGCUUGGACGCUCAGCUGCGUGAUAAGCUGGCGGCAGAAUUCAGCUACAUGCGUCGGCAGUCUGUGAAGCCCCUCUCAGAGUUCCUCGACUUUGUGCGCUAUGCCUACAUGAUCGACAACACCAUUCUGCUAAUGACAGGCACUCUCCAUCAGCGACCUGUUGACGAGGUGGCAGCCCGUUGUCACCCGCUCGGCCGCUCAGCAAUGGAGGCAGUACACGUGGCGUUGACUCCUCGCGAGCUCUACAACGCGGUGAUUGUGGACACGCCCCUCGCACCCUUCUUCCUCGACUGCAUCAAUGAGCACAGUCUCAACGAGGUCAAUGUCGAACUUAUACGCAACAUGCUCUACAAGGCAUAUUUGGAGAGCUUCGACAAGUUCUGCAAGAAUCUGGGUGGCAUCACAGCUGAGACGAUGUCUGAGAUACUAGCGUUCGAGUGUGACAGACGUGCCUUCAUGAUCACCAUCAACUCGUUCCGCACCGAACUGACCAAGAGUGAGCGCGCCAGUCUGUUCCCACGCUGCGGCCUGCUGCAUCCCACCGGACUGGCUGCUCUGGCUGCGGCUGACAACUAUGAACAGGUGACCUUCAUCAGAAGUUUAAGAUUUGUCAUGUUGAUUUAG
This is a messenger RNA of Nilaparvata lugens (brown planthopper), 804 nucleotides long. Its product is annotated as V-type proton ATPase subunit d-like. Gene Ontology annotation, molecular function: proton-transporting ATPase activity, rotational mechanism. The record is from RefSeq and is a predicted model, not a curated record. Gene Ontology annotation, biological process: vacuolar acidification; proton transmembrane transport; vacuolar transport. Lineage: Eukaryota; Metazoa; Arthropoda; Insecta; Hemiptera; Delphacidae. Gene Ontology annotation, cellular component: proton-transporting V-type ATPase, V0 domain; lysosomal membrane; early endosome.